AUGGAGGCCCAGAGAAGGCAGCCCAUGGCGAAAUCGCAGCUUGGCGACUCAGCGGUCUUCCAAGAAUCAACUACGGUCGAUACGCCAGGGUCUAGCAUCUCAACAGCAUCCGAGCAACUAGCCCGUGAUUUAUUCACCCAGCUAUCCGAAGACUGCGCCGCCAGUGAAACAGUUGGUAACCGGUUUCCCAAUAGCUCGCUUGAUGUCCCUCCGGAUCCUAGUGUGUCAUGUUCUGCCCAGCCCCAGCCACAAGAUAGCCAUCAUUCUUCAUCACAAGAGGUCAGUAUCAGUAGUAUAGAUGAAGACCAGUUUCUUCAAUGGAUACAAAGCCCUUCUAAUUUGGAAGACAUUUGGUUCGACGACGACGAUGCAAUGUCUCUGCCUCUAAACACCGGUUUCACAAUACCCUAUAAUUAUGUCCAAACUGAUGCGAUGGAUACCGGUCCCGACGAACCAAACACUCAUUCCCAAGGCGAGGAUACACCGUUUCCUGCAAACAUCCCACAACCUAUCACUCGUUCACUUUCACCUCCAAAUGAAGCCUCUGAGCAGGACAGGUGGCCGUAUCAAUGGGAUCCAAGUUCUCGAGCUGUUACCAAAACCAGACCUAUUAAGAUCCCCAAAAGCCAUCCUCUGAGAGAGAUUCAUGACCAGAGGUUCGAUAUCUCCGAUUGUCGGUACGAGAGGCUGAAGUUAUUUUUGGAAAGACCCGCCCAGAUCGGUAUCGAUUUCCAUUCUCUCCUUUUCCCAGAACUAGCGAUUGCAAACGUGUUCAUCCGGCUUUUCUUCAUUCAUUUCGAGCCUCAAAUGGCGGUGAUACAUCGUCCAUCUCUGCAAUCAUGUGACGAUCUGCCAGAUCCUCUUCUCGCCGUAAUGAUUGCAAUAGGAGCAAUUUACAGCUGCGAGCAAAAUACAUGCCGAUUUGCCAUUGUCCUUACAGAUCUCGCAAGAUUGAGCUCUCAGCUGGCAAUGGAAGCAAAUAACAAAAUCAUGCGAGCCCCGAUGUUUGUGUAUGCGUUGACGCUUCUCUGCUAUGUGGGCCUUUGGUGUGGGAAUAAGAGAUUAUUUGAGCUUUCAGAACCUAUAAGGGGCACAGUUGUUUCCUACUGCCGUCAAAUUCAACUUGACGAUGUACAGCUUUCUCGUCAAGAAGCCAGGAAGCUCGGAGAGGGGUUGGAUGGGCAAUGGCAUAGAUGGGUUCUCAAAGAGUCUAGAAAGAGACUUUCGUGGACUAUUUACAGCCUUGACUCCAUGUUUCCGUGCCUCUUGUACCUUCCGGCAUCCAUCAGCGUGGUGGAGUUCAUGAAGAUUGAGUGCCCGUGUAACGAGGAGUUCUGGCAUGCUUCGACAGCUCAUCGCUGGAAGAGCUUACUUGGAUCCGCUUCAGUACCCCAAGGAAGAACAUUCGCCGCUGCCGUCAGCCCGUUCUUAGGCCCACUCAACUUGGGCCAUUUUCCCGAGCCAGCUGCUUCGCCUGGGCCUCAGACAAGUUUCUCUGAAUCCAAAAGCCUGAAUUCUUGGACUCGCUGUCUUGUGCUCACAACGAUCUUGGUUCAAAUCUAUGAAUAUUCUCAGCAGAUCAAUAUGGUCUCUGAAGCAACAUUCGACCCCGGCAUGUGGCAGGUCCUCGGCGAAUCUCCAAUUCCUUCCUCUCCUUCCCUCAAUUUUGAUCCUGACCCGGCAGUGGCCCUGGAAGUUCAAAUUCAUUAUUCACGACUAUUGCGAAGAUGCCAAUCGCAACACGAAGCGGAUCGUACACCUUCGAGCCCUGUUCGCGAUGUUCUGUGGUCAUUAGGAAAGCGAAGGGAACAACUUGAAAGUAAUACUCAACCUAACCAUUUAUGGAUGCUUCGAAAGAUUCAAUAA
Molecule: messenger RNA, 1866 nt
Organism: Penicillium atrosanguineum
Lineage: Eukaryota; Fungi; Ascomycota; Eurotiomycetes; Eurotiales; Aspergillaceae
Exons: 1
Coding region: 1-1866 (621 amino acids)
Biological process (GO): regulation of transcription by RNA polymerase II; DNA-templated transcription
Cellular component (GO): chromatin
Molecular function (GO): zinc ion binding; DNA-binding transcription factor activity, RNA polymerase II-specific; RNA polymerase II cis-regulatory region sequence-specific DNA binding
Source: RefSeq, a predicted model, not a curated record